AUGCCCUAUGGUGCCGUCUCCAAGGACGUGUGUCCCACUGCUCUGAGAUCGAAUCCGGUAUAUUUGACGAUUUAUUAUGCGUAUUUGUACACUAUUGUCAUGGCUGCAGGACCAGUUUUUCUGCUUAUUCUGAUUAACUCGGCUAUCGUGGUUUCACUAAAGAGUAAAAAACGGGAGGAACAGAAUGAGGGCGACAUUUUAACGCUUGUCCUUGUCGUCUGUUUGUUCAUCUCGUGCAACGUACUGCCGUUGACAGUGAAUUUUCUGGAGCUGCUGUUUAUGAUCAUGAACGCGUACCUGAUCGACCUCUCAAAUCUGAUGGUGGUGGUGAACUCGUCGUGUAACUUCGUAAUUUACUACUCAUUUGGGUCGAGCUUUCGUCGCACUUUGCACAGUUAUUUGACGCAGUUAACAAAAGGAAGAUCAACCGAGGGGUUGCGACGUGUUCCCAUCCAUUUGUUGCCUCCUCCAACCGAAAUGCUCAUCUGA
Angiostrongylus costaricensis is the source of this 489-nucleotide messenger RNA. The record is from the annotation of a GenBank genome assembly. Lineage: Eukaryota; Metazoa; Nematoda; Chromadorea; Rhabditida; Metastrongylidae.